Messenger RNA from Penaeus vannamei (Pacific white shrimp), 972 nucleotides. The record is from RefSeq and is a predicted model, not a curated record. Lineage: Eukaryota; Metazoa; Arthropoda; Malacostraca; Decapoda; Penaeidae.
AUGUCCCUGCUUCAAUAUUGCGUGAACGACGGCAGAAUUCUUGAGAACUUAGAACGUAAGAACAUGAAAAUAAUAGCAAAGGACUAUGACAAACGACGUCAAGGAGCAUAUAAGGUGGUAAAAACGAGGCAAAGUACCGAUUUCUGGGGGCUGAUCAACCCCGACUGGAGCCUCUGCAGCAAAGGUCGCCGCCAGUCACCCAUUGACAUUGACCCCGCAAGACUUUUGUAUGACCCGAAUCUGAGACUACUCCAUAUUGAUAAGCACAGGGUAUCGGGUCUCCUGGAGAACUCGGGUCACAGCGUGGUAUUCACCCUGGACGGCGGGAAGGUGCCGCUGAACGUAACAGGCGGGCCGCUCUCCUACCGCUACCAGCUCACCGAAGCUCACCUCCGCUACGGCAACGCGGAUCUGCAGGGCUCCGAGCACACCAUCAACGGCAAAGCUUUCCCGGCGGAGAUUCAGCUCUUCGGCUUCAACUCUCAACUGUAUGCCAACUUUUCCCAGGCUCUUGACAAGGCUUAUGGCAUAGUUGGCAUCUCCCUCUUACUACAGAUUGGUGAAAGAUCUAACCCCGCCCUCAGCCAACUCACAGCGGGCGUGGACCAGAUCAAAUAUGUGGGAAACACUUACACUGUCCACCACCUCAGUAUACACGACCUCCUGCCGGACACCUCCUACUACAUGACCUAUGAGGGAUCCACCACGAUGCCCGCCUGUCAUGAGACUGUCACGUGGGUCAUAAGCAAUAAACCCAUUUACAUCACCAAACAGCAGCUGUUCAGUCUGAGGGAGCUAACGCAGGCCGAGGACGCCACCAAGGGAGGAGCGCCACUCGCCAACAACUUCCGUCCACCGCAAAAACUCCACCACAGACCCGUCCGCACCAACAUAGACUUCUCCAACGCUGGAGGAAGCUGUCCCUCCAUGCACAGGGAAGCCUACUACAAAGGUAAGUUACACGAUGAUUAA